GCCAACUUGUGCCCCCGGGAAGGGGGAAGAGCGAUGCCCGGCCUGGGCGCCCCUCCUUUGCCUGGCACGACCGACCCCCCCUUUGCCCGCCCGGCUGGCCAAGAAGUUUGCGGAGUUGCGGAGACGCUGCGCUCUGGCGCGGUGAAGAGCCGGAGCGAGAAGGGGAGGCGGGCAGACGCCGCCCAGCGAGGGAAGCCCCUUCUCUGCCCUUGACCGGCUCUAUCCCCUCGCCCUUCCCGGGCUGGGCAACAGGAAGGCGGAGAAGGGGAGCCCGGCACCCCAGGAGAAGGCAGGGCAGGAGCGCAGGAGGCACCAUGGACAGCUCCGCGGAAGGCUUGAACGCUUGACCCGCUUCCCCGGCCGAAAGAGACCCUUCCCCACUCCGCCGGCUCCACGGGCGCCCCGCUUCCAGGUUUUGCGAUCUGUUGAAAAGCUCUAGAGAAGACUCAAAAUGCCCAUCCUAGAGAAGAUCACAGCCAAGAAGGAAAUUGGCACACAAAGCCAAGAUGAGAUGGUCCUUCCCAAGCUCCCAGUUCCUUCUCUCCAGCAAACAUUAGAUAUGUACCUUCGGUGCAUGAAGCAUCUGGUGACCGAAGAACAAUAUAAAAGAACAAAGUCUCUCGUGGAGACGUUUGGGGCACCAGGAGGCCAUGGAGAAUUCCUUCAGAAGAAGCUUCUUGAAAGACAUGAACAAAUGGAGAAUUGGGUAUUGCAAUACUGGCUAGAUGACAUGUAUCUUAACAACCGAUCAGCUCUUCCCAUCAAUUCUAGCCCAGCAAUUAUCUUUGCUCGCCAACAGUUCCAAGAAACAGAUAACCAACUGAGGUUUGCGGCCAAUCUCAUUUCUGGAGUUCUGGAUUAUAAAGCCCUCUUGGACAGCCAUGCGCUCCCUAUGGAUUUCGCUCGUGGACAACUGUCUGGUCAUCCUCUUUGUAUGAAGCAAUAUUAUGGACUCUUCUCUUCUUAUCGUCUUCCGGGACAUACCAAGGACACCCUCGUGUCCCAGAAAAGCAGUAUCAUGCCUGAACCAGAUCAUAUCAUUGUGGCUUGUAACAAUCAGUUCUUUGUCUUGGAUGUGGUGAUUAAUUUCCGGCGUCUCAGCGAGGGAGACCUUUUCACUCAGUUACGGAAGAUAGUUAAGAUGUCGGAGAGCGAGGAAGACAGGCUGCCUCCAAUUGGUCUUCUGACCUCAGAUGGAAGGCUGGAGUGGGCCAAGUCCCGGACAAUCCUAAUGGAAGAUUCUACAAAUCGAGACUCCCUUGAUACGAUUGAACGAAGUCUGUGCUUGGUCUGCCUUGACAGCCCAGGUGGAGAGGAGCUGAAUGACACCAACAGGGCCUUGCAGCUUCUCCAUGGUGGAGGCUACCAUAAAAACGGUGCCAAUCGUUGGUAUGAUAAGUCUAUGCAGUUUGUCGUAGGACGAGACGGAGUCUGUGGAACAGUGUGUGAACACUCUCCAUUUGAUGGGAUCAUUCUUGUGCAGUGCAUCGAACACAUGUUGAAGCACAUGAAAGAAGGCGCAAAGAAACUGGUCAGAGCAGAUUCAGUGAGUGAGCUUCCCGCUCCAAGGAGGCUACGGUGGAAAUGUUCUCCAGAAAUUCAGAAUCACUUGGCUUCUUCUGCAGAAAAACUGGAAAGACUGGUGAGGAAUCUAGAUUUUAUGGCUUAUAAAUUUGAAAACUAUGGGAAAGAAUUUAUCAAGAAACAGAAGAUGAGCCCAGAUGCCUACAUUCAAGUGGCACUCCAGUUGGCCUUUUACCGGUUGAACAUGAGGCUGGUUCCCACCUAUGAAAGUGCUUCUCUUCGUCGCUAUGAAUGCGGGAGGGUCGACAACAUCCGCUCUGCCACUCCUGAAGUGUUAAUAUUUGUAAAAGGAAUGGUAGAUAAGAAAUCAGCUCUCCAGAAUUCUGAAAAAAUGCAGCUAUUUAAGAGUGCAAUAGCAGCUCAGACCAAUUACACUGUUUUGGCUAUUACAGGCAUGGCUAUCGACAAUCAUUUGUUGGGACUGCGAGAGAUGGCCCGAGAAAGCUUGGAAGAACUGCCAGAAUUAUUUACUGAUGAAACUUAUUUGGCAAGCAAUCGAUUUGUUCUCUCCACCAGCCAGGUUCCCACCACAAUGGAGAUGUUCUGCUGUUAUGGGCCAGUGAUUCCUCAAGGCUAUGGGGUGUGCUACAAUCCACAGUCCCAGCAUAUCUUAUUCUGCGUUUCAAGCUUCAAAAACUGUCCAGAGACCUCUUCCAGCAAAUUUGUCAAAGCCAUAAGUGAAAGUCUAAUGGACUUGAAAGACCUCUGUACCGAAUCCAGCUUGACCUCGACAAGCCAGCAGGCUAAACUGGAAAGAUGUCCUUCAGUUACUAAACCCUAAUUCCAUGCGUGUCGUAGUCUUUUCCUUCCUCUCUUUGCAAAAUGUUCUUAAUGUAGAGUGAUGUUUCUGUAAAAAAAAAAAAAUGCCAGCUAUUUAUUAGAGGCAGGAGAACUUUAUUUUUCUUUAAGCAAGUAUUCCUAUCCCUAUUUAUCACAACAGGAGCUUAAAUUAUUGAGAAAGCUGACAUUUCAGUGCUGUGCAGUGCAAAUGUAUGAAUAAUGUUUGACCCAAAGAAUGAAAUUACAUGCAAUUCAUCUCAAUGUGAAAUAGGCAGUUAACGCUAGUAUUUUAGAAAUAGCUGCUGUGAACGUGCAAUAUGUCCCGGGGGGGGGAGAGAGUUCCAACUCUCUAUUAUUUAUUCAUUUAUGGAAUAUGUAAACCACUUUGGUCUAAGCAGGAUACAAAGAGCCACAGUAACGUAGCCAAUGCAAUAAAAAAAAUACAGCAGGACCUAAGAAAUGAUAUUGUGCUAACAAUAUUAAUUUUAAAAAAAUUUCCCAAUUUCAAGAUCUUAGAAAUCCCAAAGGUGCUUUUUCAAGAGGCAACUGGACUGUCUUGUUUUUCUUUGAAGACAUUUUGCUUCUCGUCCAAGAA
Crotalus tigris (Tiger rattlesnake) is the source of this 2959-nucleotide messenger RNA. It is a transcript of the gene CHAT, whose product is annotated as choline O-acetyltransferase. The record is from RefSeq and is a predicted model, not a curated record. NCBI's taxonomy places the organism in Eukaryota, Metazoa, Chordata, Lepidosauria, Squamata, Viperidae. The coding region runs from base 452 to 2365 and encodes 637 amino acids. Gene Ontology annotation, cellular component: cytoplasm; neuron projection. Gene Ontology annotation, biological process: acetylcholine biosynthetic process; neuromuscular synaptic transmission. Gene Ontology annotation, molecular function: choline O-acetyltransferase activity. The transcript is spliced from 15 exons.